This is a messenger RNA of Callorhinchus milii (elephant shark), 1907 nucleotides long. RefSeq names its product tyrosine 3-monooxygenase/tryptophan 5-monooxygenase activation protein, epsilon polypeptide 1 (gene ywhae1). Gene Ontology annotation, biological process: signal transduction. Lineage: Eukaryota; Metazoa; Chordata; Chondrichthyes; Chimaeriformes; Callorhinchidae. Gene Ontology annotation, cellular component: cytoplasm. The coding region runs from base 134 to 898 and encodes 254 amino acids. The transcript has 6 exons. The record is from RefSeq and is a predicted model, not a curated record.
GGAGAGAGAGAAAGAGAGAGAAAAAAGAGCCGCUCCUCCUCCUUCCUCCACCACCGCCAUUAUUCACUAACUCGACCGCCUCCAGACAAGCUCUCGCUCACCCGCCCCCCCUUUCCCCCCCUCUGACGGAGACAUGGAGGACCGCGAGGACCUCGUUUACCAAGCCAAGUUGGCCGAACAGGCCGAGCGCUACGAUGAAAUGGUGGAAUCAAUGAAAAAAGUAGCUGGUAUGGAUGUGGAGUUGACUGUUGAGGAAAGGAAUUUGCUGUCUGUGGCCUACAAAAACGUGAUCGGAGCACGGAGAGCGUCCUGGAGGAUAAUCAGCAGUAUUGAGCAGAAGGAGGAAAACAAGGGUGGCGAGGACAAACUAAAAAUGAUUCGUGAAUACAGGCAAACGGUUGAGAACGAGCUGAAAUCUAUUUGUAACGACAUUUUGGAUGUACUGGAUAAACACCUCAUUCCUGCUGCCACUGCUGGGGAGUCGAAGGUUUUCUACUAUAAAAUGAAAGGCGAUUACCACAGGUACCUCGCAGAGUUUGCAACAGGAAACGACAGGAAGGAGGCAGCAGAGAACAGCCUGGUUGCAUACAAGGCAGCUAGUGAUAUUGCAAUGACAGAACUUCCGCCGACACACCCCAUUCGCUUAGGCCUUGCUUUGAAUUUCUCCGUAUUCUACUAUGAAAUUCUCAACUCUCCUGACCGUGCCUGCAGAUUGGCGAAGGCAGCGUUUGAUGAUGCAAUUGCAGAACUGGACACCUUGAGUGAAGAAAGCUACAAGGACUCUACACUCAUUAUGCAGUUGUUACGUGACAACCUGACACUAUGGACUUCAGAUAUGCAGGGCGAUGGUGAAGAGCAGACUAAAGAGCUGCAGGACGUUGAGGAUGAAAAUCAGUGAGAAGACAUGGCCAACGAGAAGACCCUGUCUGCCCCCACCUUCCCUUCCUGCCCUUCCCGCAGUCCUAGUCCAAGCUGAGAGCCAGUGAAUUUGAUGUUGGUGCUGGAUCUCAGAAUUAGUUAUGUGCCCAUUUGGGCUCCAAGGGUUAUUUUUGUUUUUUAUUUUAUUUUUUAUUGUUAAAAAAAAUCUUAAGGCAAUGUUGUGGCCAUCUGUGGAUAUCUUAACUGGAACCUGCUUUCUUUCAGUAAUACCACAAAUCUUUGGGAACCUUGAAUAAACUGUUCGACCUACAUAUUAAACCAACUUGUGAAUAAUUCAUGUCCUGUUACACUUUUACUUAUUCGAGAUCUGAGCAGCAAAUUGGAACUGGUGCUUGGCCGUGAAUCACAGUGAUUUGACAACUGAGCCAAACUGUGUGCGUGCGUGUGUGUGCGCUGAGAAACCGUCAGCACAACUGAGAUGUGUGCUGCGUUGACAGUGUGCUGAAGUGUCCUAACCCUCUGUAACCUGCAUGCUUCUGGUUUGCUUUUCUUUUUUUAAAAAAAAAAGUUUGUUUUUUUACACUCAUUUACCCAGUGUGGUCAAACAAACUGAUAUGUUCCCUGUGAGCAUUAAAUAGCUUGCUCCAAGAACCCUUCUGAAGCCUGUACGUAUGUAUGCACGGCAUUUUUCCCCUUCAGUUUGAUAACCCUGGAAGCUAGCAGGUGACAGUUAAAAUCCAUGGAAUGCUGUCCUUUGCCUUUUUUGUCCAUCCUGGCAGAGCAGGUUCUGUUCGAGCUGCUGUUGGAAGCCUGCAUGCUUGUUAAAACAAGUUUUUUUUCUUACCCACUCCACCACCUCUUCCCCUUCCCCCUACUCUCUCUCUCUCUCUUUGUUCAGUAUGUGUAACUUGAAGCUAAUUUGUACUACUGGAUAUAUCUGACUGGAGCCACCGAUACAGAUCUGUAUCCUUCUUACUGAAACACAGCAUGGAUUAAUAUUAAACUUAAAAUAAAAGAACCUAAAUUAA